Rosa rugosa (rugosa rose) is the source of this 1261-nucleotide messenger RNA. RefSeq lists its product as uncharacterized. Bases 78 to 1190 code for a protein of 370 amino acids. The record is from RefSeq and is a predicted model, not a curated record. The transcript is spliced from 5 exons. Lineage: Eukaryota; Viridiplantae; Streptophyta; Magnoliopsida; Rosales; Rosaceae.
UUCAAGUAAAAUAGAUAACAGAAGAUUCGAGGAGGCACCACACAAGAGGCCGGCCACAAGUCUCUCGUGGUUGUUCCAUGGCGGCCGCAGCUCGGGCUUUCACUCUCUCUCGCCUCACCGACCUGUCACUCAAGCCCCGCCACCCACAACCGCCUCCGCCUCCCGUUUCCCGCCACCACCUCCUCGCCCGCCCAUUACUCCCCUCCUUCCGCGCCCAACGGCGUCGUUUGGCCUGCUCGGCUUCCACCAUCCGAUGCCUCAUCUCCGGCGUCGACGGCGGCGGCGUGUCCGACGAGUUCGUCUCGACGCGGAAGUCCGGCUUCGACCGCGGAUUCUCCGUUAUCGCCAAUAUGCUGAAGCGGAUUGAGCCGCUUGACAGCUCCGUUAUCUCCAAAGGCGUUUCCGAUUCCGCUAAGGACUCGAUGAAGCAGACCAUCUCUACUAUGCUGGGAUUGCUGCCGUCCGAUCAGUUCUCCGUCACGGUUAGGGUUUGCAGAGCUCCCCUUGAUCGCCUCCUCGCCUCUUCCAUAAUCACCGGGUACACACUGUGGAACGCGGAGUAUCGGAUAUCGUUGAUGAGGAAUUUUGACAUUUCUACGGAGAAUUCUGUGGCUUUGGAUGGGUCGAAGAUGGAUGGGAGUUCGGAGACGGUGGAUGGUGAGGAAAGGGGUAGCGAGAAUGGAUUUGGGGCGAGUAAUCAAUACCUGGGCUCAACAACUCCUCAAGUUUUCGGGGAUUUGUCUCCGGAGGCUUUGAAUUACAUCCAGAGGUUGCAAUCAGAGUUAACUAAUGUUAAGGAGGAACUGAAAGCUCAAAAGCAGGAAAAUAUGCAAUUAGAGUAUGACACAGGACACAGAAAUGAUUUGUUGGAUUAUCUCCGGUCCUUGGAUUCUAGUAUGGUGACUGAGCUAUCUCGGCCCUCAUCAUUAGAGGUGGAGGAGAUUAUACACCAACUUGUUCAAAAUAUAUUGCAGAGAUUCUUCAAAGAUGGAGAAUCCUCAGAAUUCGAGGAAGAUUUAGUUAAAGCGAAUAUAGAGAAUGUUCUAGAUUCUGAUGGCGAACUUUGUGAUACUGUAGGGACUUCACGAGAUUACCUAGCGAAGCUUCUUUUCUGGUGUAUGUUAUUAGGUCAUCAUUUGAGAGGCUUGGAGAACCGAUUACAUUUGAGUUGUGUUGUUGGAUUGUUGUAAAGAGAGGAAAGAUAGAACGGGUGUAUAUUCUUCAUGUUCAUCUAUAAGAACCUUUUUGGUUUUCAUGCUCA